AUGCAGAAGUGGUUUUAUGAACGUCGAGCAAGUGCAACCGCAUGCAGUACUGUUCUGUCACUAAUGAUGGAGAAUGAGUCACGGACGAUGUUCGAAGCAGGUACUAGGCUGCGAGCGCAUGGGUUGACAAAUAACUUAACACAAGUUGGAAUAUCCAAUGACACGGACAUCGUAAACUUCUCGGAAAAGACGUGCACUUGUCGUGAGUUCCAGCUGAAUCGUAUGUCGUGCGUUCAUGCAACCCGUGCUGCUUGCUUGAGAGGUACGUCAUUGUACGAUCUCUGCUCACCGUAUUACACUUCCGAGUACUGGAAGGGUGCCUACGGAGAAGCUAUAUAUCCUAUUCAGCAUGAAGAGGACUGGAAUGUUCCACUCGAAAUUACAGAUACUCCUAUUAUGCCCCCUAGUGUGCGUCGUCCUCCAGGUAGACCACCCACACGACGUAAACGAUCUAGACACGUGUACACCACACGGCUCAGGAAAUGCACUCGCUACGGUGGACUUGGUCAUAACCGGACCACAUGUUCGAACCACACUGUACCACGUCCGAUGUAA
Messenger RNA from Olea europaea var. sylvestris, 555 nucleotides. RefSeq lists its product as uncharacterized. The transcript has a single exon. The coding region runs from base 1 to 555 and encodes 184 amino acids. Lineage: Eukaryota; Viridiplantae; Streptophyta; Magnoliopsida; Lamiales; Oleaceae. Gene Ontology annotation, molecular function: zinc ion binding. The record is from RefSeq and is a predicted model, not a curated record.